CCGUGGGCGCCGGUGCGUCAGCCGAAGUCGCUGCGGCUGCGUGGUGCGUUGUCCAGGCAACCGCGGGAGUUGUCGUUGUCUAGUGGCAUCCGAGAGACAGGUGUUCGUCAUGCAGUUGAAGCACCUGAGGACCCUGCUGAGCCCUCAGGCUGGAGCUGCAAAGGUGACCUGCAUGGCAUGGUCGCAGAACAAUGCCAGAUUUGCUGUCUGCACAGUGGAUCGAGUUGUGUUGCUGUAUGAUGAACAUGGGGAGCGGAGAGAUAAAUUCUCCACCAAACCAGCUGACAUGAAGUAUGGCAGGAAGAGCUAUAUGGUGAAGGGCAUGGCUUUUUCUCCUGAUUCCACAAAGAUCGCCAUAGGACAGACUGACAACAUCAUCUAUGUCUACAAAAUUGGAGAAGAUUGGGGUGACAAGAAAGUUAUCUGUAACAAGUUCAUCCAGAUGAGUGCUGUUACUUGUCUUCAGUGGCCAGCAGAAUACAUCAUUGUCUUUGGACUAGCUGAAGGGAAGGUUCGUUUAGCAAACACUAAAACUAAUAAGUCAUCUACCAUCUAUGGGACAGAUUCUUAUGUGGUGUCACUGACAACAAACUGCUCGGGGAAAGGAAUUCUCUCUGGUCAUGCUGAUGGCACCAUUGUUCGGUAUUUCUUUGAUGAUGAAGGCUCUGGAGAGUCACAGGGGAAGCUGGUUAACCACCCAUGUCCACCCUACGCCUUGGCUUGGGCAACCAACAGCAUCGUAGCUGCAGGCUGUGAUCGCAGGAUUGUAGCCUACGGGAAAGAGGGCCAAGUGCUGCAGACUUUUGAUUAUAGCCGUGACCCUCAGGAGCGGGAGUUCACCACGGCCGCAGCAAGUCCUGGGGGCCAGUCUGUUGUACUGGGCAGUUUUGAUCGACUUCGGGUGCUCAACUGGAGCCCUCGAAGGAGCAUCUGGGAGGAGGCAAAGCCCAAGGAGAUUGCAAAUUUGUACACUGUCACUGCCUUGGCUUGGAAGCGAGACGGUUCACGACUCUGUGCGGGCACACUCUGUGGUGGAGUAGAACAGUUUGAUUGCUGCCUCCGAAGGAGCAUUUACAAGAACAAGUUUGAGUUGACGUAUGUGGGACCCAGCCAGGUGAUCGUGAAGAACCUAUCAUCAGGGACCCGAGUGGUACUCAAGUCACACUAUGGCUAUGAGGUGGAAGAGGUGAAAAUCCUGGGGAAGGAGCGUUACCUGGUGGCCCACACGUCAGACACACUGCUGCUGGGAGACCUGAAUACCAAUCGUCUGAGUGAGGUAGCUUGGCAGGGAUCUGGUGGCAAUGAGAAGUAUUUUUUUGAAAAUGAAAAUGUGUGCAUGAUCUUCAAUGCGGGAGAGCUGACCCUGGUGGAGUAUGGGAGUAAUGAUACCCUGGGUUCUGUACGCACUGAAUUCAUGAACCCUCACCUCAUCAGCGUCCGUAUUAACGAGAGGCGUCAGCGAGGAAUGGAAGAUAAUAAGAAAUUGGCUUAUCUUGUUGAUAUUAAGACGAUUGCUAUAGUGGAUCUGAUUGGAGGCUACAACAUUGGCACCAUCAGCCACGAGAGCCGUGUGGAUUGGCUGGAACUUAAUGAGACUGGGCACAAGCUCCUCUUCAGGGAUCGGAAACUGCGUCUGCAUCUGUACGAUAUUGAAAGCUGCUCUAAGACAAUGAUCCUCAACUUCUGCUCCUACGUGCAGUGGGUCCCAGGAAGUGAUGUGCUGGUAGCUCAGAACCGAAAUAACUUGUGUGUGUGGUACAACAUUGAGGCACCUGAGAGGGUCACCAUGUCCUCUAUCAGGGGUGAUGUUGUAGGUCUGGAGCGAGGUGGAGGAAAGACUGAGGUGAUGGUGACUGAAGGUGUGACUACAGUCGCCUACACGUUGGAUGAGGGCCUUAUCGAGUUUGGAACAGCCAUUGAUGAUGGCAACUACACCCGGGCCACAGCUUUCUUGGAGACUCUGGAAAUGACCCCAGAAACAGAGGCAAUGUGGAAAACCUUGAGUAAACUGGCACUAGAAGCAAGGCAGCUACACAUUGCUGAAAGGUGCUUUUCUGCUUUGGGCCAUGUAGCAAAAGCUCGAUUCCUGCAUGAGACCAAUGAAAUUGCGGAUCAAGUAUCUCGGGAAUAUGGCGGAGAAGGAACAGACUUUUACCAGGUCCGAGCACGUCUAGCCAUGCUGGAGAAAAACUACAAACUGGCGGAAAUGAUCUUCUUGGAACAGAAUGCUGUUGAGGAGGCCAUGGACAUGUACCAGGAGCUACACCGUUGGGAUGAGUGUAUCGCUGUGGCUGAAGCCAAGGGACACCCAGCCCUGGAGAAGCUACGCCGGAGUUAUUACCAGUGGCUGAUGGACACGCAGCAAGAAGAGCGAGCCGGUGAACUACAGGAGAGCCAAGGGGAUGGGCUGGCAGCCAUCAGCCUCUACCUCAAAGCUGGCCUCCCUGCCAAAGCUGCCCGGCUGGUGCUGACCCGAGAGGAGCUGUUGGCCAACACCGAGCUGGUAGAACACAUCACUGCAGCCCUGAUCAAGGGGGAGCUGUAUGAGCGGGCGGGUGAUCUGUUUGAGAAGAUCCGAAACCCACAGCGGGCCCUGGAGUGCUACUGUAAAGGCAGUGCAUUCAUGAAAGCUGUGGAACUGGCUCGCUUGGCAUUCCCUGUGGAGGUGGUGAGGCUAGAGGAAGCGUGGGGGGACCACUUGGUGCAACAGAAGCAGCUUGAUGCAGCUAUUAACCACUACAUUGAAGCCAGGUGCUCCAUUAAGGCAAUUGAGGCUGCCCUGGGUGCCCGCCAGUGGAAGAAAGCAAUUUAUAUAUUAGACCUGCAGGACCGGAACACGGCGUCCAAGUACUAUCCUCGCGUGGCCCAACACUACGCGUCUCUGCAGGAGUACGAGAUUGCCGAGGAACUCUACAUUAAGGGAGAUCGGACCAAAGACGCUAUCGACAUGUACACCCAGGCUGGCCACUGGGAGCAAGCCCACAAGCUGGCGAUGAAGUGCAUGCGGCCAGAAGAUGUGUCAGUGCUGUACAUCACCCAGGCCCAGGAGAUGGAGAAGCAGGGCAAGUUCCGUGAAGCAGAAAGGCUCUUUGUGACUGUGGAAGAGCCUGAUCUUGCCAUCACCAUGUUCAAGAAGCACAAGAUGUAUGAUGAUAUGAUCCGCCUAGUAGGGAAGCACCACCCAGAUCUCCUCAGUGACACACACCUGCAUGUGGGCAAGGAGCUGGAGACUGAAGGCCGACUGCAGGAGGCCGAGUACCACUAUCUUGAGGCCCAGGAGUGGAAGGCAACAGUGAACAUGUACCGGUCCAGUGGACUCUGGGAAGAGGCCUACCGGGUAGCCAAGGCUCACGGAGGAGCGAAUGCCCACAAACACGUGGCCUACCUGUGGGCAAAGAGCCUGGGCGGAGAGGCUGCGGUGAGGCUGCUUAAUAAGCUGGGACUCCUGGAAGCUGCCGUUGACCAUGCAGCUGACAACUGCUCCUUUGAAUUUGCUUUUGAACUCUCUCGACUGGCCCUGAAGCACAAAACUCCUGAGAUUCACCUUAGAUACGCCAUGUACCUGGAGGAUGAGGGUAAAUUUGAGGAGGCUGAAGCUGAGUUCAUCAGGGCUGGUAAACCCAAGGAAGCAGUUCUCAUGUUUGUCCAUAACCAGGAUUGGGAGGCAGCUCAGCGGGUGGCUGAGGCCCAUGACCCUGACAGCGUCGCCGAGGUGCUCGUGGGGCAGGCCCGGGGGGCCCUGGAGGAGAAGGACUUUCAGAAAGCAGAAGGACUACUGCUUCGAGCCCAGAGACCAGGCCUGGCCCUUAAUUAUUACAAGGAAGCUGGGUUAUGGAGCGACGCCCUCAGGAUCUGCAAGGACUACGUGCCGGGCCAGCUGGAGGCGCUGCAGGAAGAGUACGAGCGGGAAGCCGCCAAGGGGGCCAGAGGCAUGGAGGGGCUAGUGGAACAGGCUCGACAGUGGGAGCUGGCUGGGGAGUACAGCCGUGCAGUCGACUGUUACCUCAAAGUACGGGACUCAGGAAGCAGCAGCCUGGUGGAAAAGUGCUGGAUGAAGGCAGCCGAACUCUCCAUCAAGUUUCUCCCUCCCCAGCGCAGUCUAGAAGUGGUUCGGGCUGUGGGACCCCAGCUGAUCGGAAUUGGGAAACACAGUGCAGUAAGUAGGGUGCUGGGAAUGAAGCCUACACCCUGGAAGGUGUGUGGUGGGCCCCACACCGGCAAGCAGGGGGUGAAGUGCCAGACAAACAGGAGCCUGAGGUGGGGGGUGGGGCGAACUGUUUCCAAUCUCUGGUUCCCCCUGCAGGCUGCGGAGCUCUAUCUGAACCUGGACCUAGUCAAGGAAGCAAUUGAUGCUUUCAUAGAGGGCGAGGAGUGGAACAAGGCAAAACGAGUGGCCAAGGAGUUAGACCCCCGGUAUGAAGACUAUGUGGACCAGCAUUAUAAAGAAUUCCUCAAGAACCAGGGCAAAGUGGACUCGCUGGUAGGUGUGGAUGUGGUGGCUGCUUUGGACCUGUACGUGGAGCAGGGCCAGUGGGAAAAGUGUAUUGAAACAGCCACCAAGCAGAACUACAAGAUUCUACACAAGUAUGUGGCUUUGUAUGCGACUCACCUGAUCCGAGAGGGUGGCUGUGCCCAGGCACUGGCCCUGUAUGUGCAACAUGGAGCUCCUGCCAACCCACAGAACUUCAACAUCUACAAAAGGAUCUUCACUGACAUGGUGAGCUCCCCUGGGACCAACAGUGCCGAGGCCUACCACAGCUGGGCUGAUCUUCGGGACGUCCUCUUCAACCUGUGUGAAAACCUGGUGAAGUCCAGUGAGGCAAACUCCCUCGCCCAUGAGGAGUUCGAGACGAUGCUGCUGAUUGCUCAUUACUAUGCCACUCGCUCUGCGGCUCAGAGUGUCAAACAGCUGGAAACGGUGGCCGCCAGGCUUUCUGUUUCACUCUUGCGUCACACUCAGCUACUACCUGCAGACAAGGCCUUCUACGAAGCAGGCAUUGCUGCCAAGGCAGUUGGCUGGGAAAACAUGGCUUUCAUCUUCCUCAACCGUUUCCUGGACCUGACUGACGCAAUCGAAGAGGGGACACUGGAUGCCCUUGACCACUCUGACUUUCAGGAUACAGACAUCCCCUUUGAGGUGCCGCUCCCAGACAAGCAACACAUACCGGAGGCUCAGAGAGAAGAGGUUCGAGACUGGGUACUCACAGUUUCCAUGGACCAGCGGCUGGAGCAGGUUCUGCCUCGGGACGAGCGGGGCGCCUAUGAGGCCUCCCUGGUGGCAGCAAGCACUGGCGUUCGGGCACUGCCCUGCCUCAUUACAGGAUACCCCAUUCUAAGGAACAAAAUUGAAUUUAAGCGGCCGGGGAGGGCAGCUAACAAGGACAACUGGAAUAAGUUCCUUAUGGCUAUCAAGACCUCCCACAGCCCUAUGUGCCAGGAUGUACUGAAGUUCAUCAGUCAGUGGUGUGGAGGCCUACCCAGCACCAGCUUUUCCUUUCAGUGACUGGGGAAGUGCAGGGAAGUUUUCAGCUUCCUCAUUAAAGCCUUGUAAGUCA
Messenger RNA from Condylura cristata (star-nosed mole), 5555 nucleotides. RefSeq names its product intraflagellar transport 172 (gene IFT172). Bases 110 to 5503 code for a protein of 1797 amino acids. Gene Ontology annotation, cellular component: axoneme; ciliary basal body; intraciliary transport particle B. Gene Ontology annotation, biological process: intraciliary transport. Lineage: Eukaryota; Metazoa; Chordata; Mammalia; Eulipotyphla; Talpidae. Gene Ontology annotation, molecular function: protein binding. The transcript has 47 exons. The record is from RefSeq and is a predicted model, not a curated record.